AUGGUUCAAGAGUACGUGUCCCCCGUGCGGGUCCACAAGUUUCCCUUCGAGAUGGUGAUGGCUGCAUACGAAAGGCGGUUUCCAAGCUGCUCGCAGAUUCCGGUGGUGGUCGAUUGCCCCAUCAUUGAGGACUGUUGGUCUCCGGACGACUCGCAGCGGGACACCACACGCAGGUGUCAGCUGAACGUGGAAGCACCGUACCUUCUUAAGAAGAUGAUCGGAGUGGAUUACGUGUACUUCAUUCAGAAGAAUCACUUAGACCUGGAGAGUCGGGUACUGGAGAUCGAAGCCACCAACGAGACGUUUGCCUCCAGGGUCGGCGUCGUCGAAAAAUGCAAAUACUAUGUCCAUCCCGAAAAUAACGAGUGGACAUGUUUCGAACAGACCGCGAUUCUCGACGUUCAUAACUUCUUCGGUCUGGAGAAUACCGUCGAGAAGAUCGCUAUGAAGCAGUACUCUGCAAACAUCUCCAAAGGUAAAGAGCUUAUAGAAUCGUUCAUGAAGGAAGUGUACGCUGAUGGUGUUAUGGACUUGCGGCCCUGGCAGAAGCAGGACCCUGAACACAACAGGAAUUUGCGCCGCAUCAUAUCCCGCAACACGGAACCUCUGUCGCCUCGUGCCGCAGCUGAACCGCGCAGACAUUCGCAACCAGAUCAAUAUACCCUGGAUAGCGAAUACAUCAAGAGAAACUUGGGAGAGUUGACUCCUAUGCAGGAGUCGAGGUUGUUGCAGCUGCGGAAGUGGAUCGCUGACUUGCAGAAGGGAAAGGUGCCCAGCGAUAAGACGUUACUCCGAUUCCUACGAGCUCGUGACUUCAACGUGGAGAAGGCACGCGAGAUGCUUUCGCAGUCGCUGCUCUGGCGGAAGAAGCAUCAGGUGGACAGGAUCCUAUCCGAGUACGAGACGCCGGAUGUUGUCAAGCAGUACUUCCCUGGUGGCUGGCACCACCACGAUAAAGAUGGACGUCCUCUGUACAUUCUUAGAUUGGGGCAGAUGGAUGUGAAAGGACUCCUGAAGUCCAUCGGAGAAGAUGGCCUCUUGAAGUUGACUCUUCACGUGUGCGAAGAGGGUCUGAAGCUGCUGGAGGAGGCGACGCGGUCGUCGGCGGCGGCGGUGCAGCGCUGGAGCCUGCUGGUGGACCUGGACGGGCUCAACAUGCGGCACCUGUGGCGGCCCGGCGUGCGCGCGCUGCUGCGCGUCAUCCGCCUCGUGGAGGACAACUACCCGGAGACCAUGGGCCGCGUGCUCAUCGUGCGCGCGCCCAGGGUCUUCCCCAUACUCUGGACCAUCGUCAGCACCUUCAUAGAUGAGAAUACUCGUAGCAAAUUCUUAUUCUAUGGCGGUAAGGAUUACUUACAACCUGGCGGUCUGCUUGACUACAUCCCCAAGGAUCUCAUACCAGACUUUUUAGGAGGACCUUGCAAGAGUUUCGUGCACGAAGGUGGGUUGGUUCCGAAGAACCUGUACGUGGCGGGAGUGUUCACGGAGCGCGACGGUGACCCACUGAGCGAGGACACCUUGUACAGAUGCAUCAGCCUUGCGAAGGGACAGGUGCACGAGGUGUUGGUAGUGAAUCGGGACCCGAUGAGCGUUCUCACGUGGGACUUCGAUGUGCUGAGGCAGAGCCUCUCCUUCUGCGUGUACCGCACCGCCCACCUGCUGCCGCCGCCCUCGCAUCUGGCCCACACGCAUGCAGGUGCAUGUGUGGGGGGAGGUGGUGAUGACUACGGCUCGAUCAUAGAGCGACGCGAGUGGCAGGAGGGUGAACAUUACCACCGCGUUGAACCAGCACUCGUCUGCCACGACGGGGAGAGCGUGCAGGGCUCUCACGUGAUGCUGGAGGAGGGGAGCUACGUGCUGCAGUGGAGGUGUGAGUCUGGUGCUGCACAACUUGUAUACUUCCAUGAAACACUCGCCAGCCACCACUACAAGGGCUCCAUGUCGAGCUUGCAGUCGGGCACGAGUGGGUUCUCGUGCCUGAGCGGCAAGUCGGCCGCCAGCUCGUGCCCCUCGCGGUGA
This is a messenger RNA of Diatraea saccharalis (sugarcane borer), 2019 nucleotides long. Lineage: Eukaryota; Metazoa; Arthropoda; Insecta; Lepidoptera; Crambidae. The record is from the annotation of a GenBank genome assembly.